GCCAUUUGGCGGGCGGAGCAGGUAAACCACAGCGAAGCCAGGCAAAAAGAAUUUUCCAGUCAGGUGGCAGCCUGCCUUCAUUCCCAGCUUUAAGCCACCGGGAACGCCGACCUGGCUCCCGGUUCCGGCGAAAAUGCAACGAAAUGGCCAAGCCCGAAAUGCAAUCAAUUCGCUGUUGCUACGCGCACUCGCAUACGUAGACCAGACAGCGACCGUGCUGAGACACCAGCCAUGGAUUGAUUGUGCUUAGUGUGGCGACCUUGCUGGUCCAGUCGCCGUGUCAGAUGACGUCGAUCCCGGAGCGGGCCGCGAAACGCGCGCUCCAUUUCGGCUCAUUUCGACUCGAGCCUCACCGUCGCCCGCAACACGGCCGAGAUAUUUGUCGACGCGCAGAGAGACAGAGAGACGUUGAGCAGCUCCCUGGCCUGCUCCGAGAUCGAGUCACCGCCAACAGCCACGACAGAGCCCCCCCUCGCCUCACCCGCCAUGGCCCUCAAGGACAUUCCUAAGCUUCACCGCAACAACGUCCGGACCUUGCGCCGCCGCCCGCUGGCCGAGGUCUCGGGCGCCCUCGGCGACCUCGGCACCCUGCUGCCGCUGAUGAUCGCCCUGGCCCUGCAGCGGUCCGUCUCGCUGUCCUCCACCCUCGUGCUCUCGGGCUUCUUCAACGUCGCCACCGGCCUCGUCUUUGGCAUCCCCCUGCCCGUCCAGCCCAUGAAGGCCAUCGCGGCCGCCGCAAUCCUCGACGGCGUCAGCCUUGGCACCACCGUCGCCGCCGGCGCCCUCGUCUCGGCCGCCGUUUUGUUCUUGUCCCUCACCGGCCUGCUGCGCCGCCUGACCCGCCACGUGCCCGUGCCCGUCGUCAAGGGCAUCCAGUUCGGCGCGGGGCUCUCCCUCGUCGUCUCGGCCGGCGGGUCCGUCCGCCUGCCCUGGCUGGGCCCGCGCCCGUGGGACAACCGCGUCUGGGCCCUGGCCGCCUUUGCGCUCUUCAUCCUGACGCGCCGCCACCUGCGCCGCGUGCCCUUUGCGCUCGCCGUAUUCGUCGUCGGCGUCGCCUCCGCCACCGUCGCCGUGGUGCUGACCCCCGGCCUCGGCCGCCUCCCCUCCUUUGCCCCCUGGGUCCCAACCCUCGUGCUCCCACACUGGACGGCCCACCCGGCCUGGUCCAUGGCCGCGGGCCAGCUGCCGCUGACGACGCUCAACUCGGUCGUGGCCGCCUCGGCCCUGGCCGCCGACCUGUUCCCGGACCUGCCCACCCCGACCGUCACCGAGCUUGGUGUCAGCGUCGCCGCCAUGAACCUGGCCGGCUGCUGGGCCGGCGCCAUGCCCGUGUGCCACGGCGCCGGCGGGCUGGCCGCCCAGCACGCCUUUGGCGCCCGCUCGGGCGCCAGCGUCGUCCUACUGGGCCUAUUCAAGAUGGCCCUCGGCCUCGUCUUUGGCGAGUCCCUGCUCGACCUGCUGGCCGCCUUCCCGCGCGCCCUGCUCGGCGUCAUGGUGCUCGCCACCGGCCUCGAGCUCGCCGGCGUCGGCCGCAGCCUCAACCACGGCGCCUCGGACCUGUGGGAGGACGCCGUGGCCGCCGGCGCCGGUUCUGGUGGGCGGUCGUCCGGUGGUGUCGAGGCAGUGGUGGUGGCUGCCGCCGCCGCGGGCCGCCGCCGCCUGGCGACGAGGCGCCACCGGGACUUGUCCGAGGCCGAGAGGGAGGAGCGCUGGGCGGUUAUGCUCAUCACCGCCGCGGGCAUCCUGGCCUUCCGCAAUGAUGCUGUUGGCUUUGCUGCCGGCAUGCUGACCCACUGGUCGUACCGCCUCGGCGACCGCUGGGGUAGGCGGCUGGCGGGGGAGAGGGAGCCGCUGAUCGCACGGGGGUGAGGUGGGUGUUUGCAUGCGAUGGCGUGAUUCAUGGUUUAUUGGGAUUUGUGGUGUUAUACUAGUAUGCAUUGAUGGGUUUAGUGUCCCUUCUCUACCGCAACCUCAUUGCUGGCGUUUUCGUUUCGAGAUAUGGACUUGCUCCUUCAUUUUCUUGAUAUAUCUUAUCUAUGACGCAUAAUAGAGAAAUGAGGCUUUUUGCCCAUGGCCA
Molecule: messenger RNA, 2077 nt
Organism: Gaeumannomyces tritici R3-111a-1
Lineage: Eukaryota; Fungi; Ascomycota; Sordariomycetes; Magnaporthales; Magnaporthaceae
Exons: 1
Coding region: 487-1869 (460 amino acids)
Biological process (GO): molybdate ion transport
Molecular function (GO): molybdate ion transmembrane transporter activity
Source: RefSeq, a predicted model, not a curated record